UAAUAAACUCCAAGUCCACCCACCUCCCCGAAUAACCCAUUUUCUUCUAACUUCAUCUAUUCCGUAUCAGCUAAGUAGAAAUAACAAUAUUCUCCAUAGCAAUAUGGAAGUAAUUUCAGCAAUCGCAAGCUUCAUUGCGAUCGGACAAGCACUUGCGGCUGCGCCAAAGAUCAUUAAUAUAUUACGAUCUGUAGUCGGGGCUAGGCAGGAGAUGCUUCAGCUCCUUAACGAGAUCGAAUUACUAAACGAGUUUGGUAUUCUCAUAAGAGAGACAAUCCAGCAUCUACCGCCACAUGACGAUCCAAGAUUUCAAGUACCCCAACGCGCCUUGUUACCAAGGAUCGAGACUAACGUGGCAUCGAUUGUAUCGCAACUCGACGAGCUUUGCCGUGAAUGCCAGCGGGAGGGGAAGAAGCCCGACCAAGUUAAAGUCUCUAGAGUAAAAUGGCUCUGGUAUAAAAGGAAAAUCACUUCACUGAGCGGAAGGGCGAAAGAGAAUCGCGAGUACUUACAGCUGAUUCUCAAUUGCACUUCCCUCUUUGCGUCAACAUCCAAUGGGAAGAUGCUCUUAGAUAUUCACACAAUAGUAACAACUCAAGUACAGCAAGCAAUCCUCACCCCGCCUCCUUUGCAGUUCAUCGACCAGGAACAUCAUGACAAUGAGAGUGGAACUCGCAUUAUUACCGACGAUGAUAGCUCUGAGGCGAUAGCUAGUAGUAUCGAUACUACCAUGACACAAGAAAUGUCUUCGCAACUGACUUUAUCAAACGUGUCCAGAGAGGGCCCGCUGUAUAUGAACUACAAUUCGGAACCGAUCGGGAAUCAUGAGCCCAUGGUACAAAUCACGGCUGCGUUGCGAAGAGCCUGCACCAAAGAUUGUGCAUGCCAAUGCCACUCAUCUACUUCCCGAAUCAGACCACAUCCUGCCACCUCAGUCAUAUACGGAUGGCUUAAGUCUGUUUAUAAUGGUGCUCCACGACUCGGUGCGCAGAGUUGUGAUGUGCGUACCUGCCAACGGGCUCGCUCACCUCGUCACUUCAACUUUCGCGUUCCUCUCCUCUUCUGUUCUCGGGCGCUCGAAGCGACUUUGUCCUUUAGUAGUAUUACCGGCGCCGGUGCUUCCCUUCACCUACGUGUCCCACGCAUGCUUCCGACUAAUAAUGCAUUUAUUUUUCAUUAUAAGAAUAAAAAUUACGACGGGAUGCUUUGGGAGUUAUCUUACAGUAGGUUAUCUCCUCUUGACUGUAUUGGGAACUAUGCUAUUCUAUAUAAACUUCUCGAUUCAAGACAUAUAUAUGUAAUACCAACCCUCUUAGACGGCGCGAGGUCAAUUGUUAGGGGCACUGAUACUGGAAAACAAGCAGCAAUAAUAGCUAGAAAUUGGAUGGGCUUCAACGAUCUGGACAACAGAGAGCAGGCCAUCCUACGAGAAGUCAUUGCACUUGAUGACGAAAGUGCGUAUGAUUCCUGGCCAGUUCAUGAGGCAAUACGAACCGGCGGUAAUUUAAUCGAAGCUCUAAAGGAGUCACCAGAAGACAUCGACGUACUUGAUGACACUGGAAACACCCCUCUACAUCUGGCCGUGGUAAGACGUGAUAAUGCGGCGAUGCAAAUUUUAAUAUCCCAUGGUGCAAACAUGAAUUCUGUUGAUAUAUUCUAUGAUACGCCGUUAAUGUUAGCGACAAGGUCCUUAUACUACGAUCGAGCUCGGCUUUUGAUUGACAGCGGGUGUGAUAUAAAUUUUGUUAAUGAUUGUGGUCAAUCGGCUCUCUAUCUUGCGACAAGGUCCCGAUCAAAAGGAUCAGGAAAGACCACCAGUUUGUUACUACAUCGUGGUUCUAGCACUUUUGAUUGUGAGGGAAAUGCACUACACUGGCUCGCGGAGCGGAGGGAGGCGGCUGAUAUGGAGGAGAAGUUUCAUCUGUUUAUCCGUGCUGGGGUAAACGUUGAAGAGAAAAAUAUUGAUAACCAUACAGUUCUGAUGGAGGCGCUUUACGGUAGAAACGGACAUAUGCUUCGCUUACUAGUUGGUGCUGGCUAUAGGUUCGAUGAAUCCCCAAGUAAUAGGAACGCCUUGAUGGAAGCUGCGUGGGAUGGUUAUACGGAAAGUAUUGACAUCCUAGAACAAACCGAGUUCACAGCAGACGUGCGUGUGCGGGACGAAGAGGGAUGGACACCAUUAGAAAUAUUUGAAUGGAGAAUGGAAAGAGAUCCGGUGAAAGAUCCAUUCUACCCUCUUCUAGAAGACGAUAUCGAAUCAUUUUGGAAGUUGCUCCAGGGUGUCAGGGACCGCUACCUAGCCGCCGAGAUUCAGACUUUGGAAAAGGUCAUCACGCAUAUCGAGGCCGGAGAAACAAAACUUGCGCUCGAGACUCUCCAAUCCGUUAUACAGGAAAAGAUAGGCUGGAAUAUUCCAGCUGAGUACAGGACCUUCCGAGCCAUCGAUGUCCAGAUAAAAGAGGAGAUGGCAGAGGCUGCCAUUGAAUCUCUAGAGGAAUUCAUUGAGGUGUCUGAGGAGAUGAUUGGCUCGCACCCUCAAGACGGUGACUACUUUUAUAGCGAUGGUGCUUGGAACCAAGGGCUGGUGAUCCAAGAUGCGCUAUAGAUUAUAAGAAGUCUUGCAUGUGAGACUUUGGAUCUGGCGGUACACGCUCAUCGCUAAAGGAUGUUGGCGAACGGAGAAAGAGGUAUUUCUGCAUGGACUAGUUCGAUCCUUACCAGGUAUUCACGAAUCAUGAUUAUUUCCUCAUGUUUUCUUGUAAUAUACUCAAGCAAUAUACCGAUCUACCUUAUUCAAAUACCA
Molecule: messenger RNA, 2803 nt
Organism: Daldinia loculata
Lineage: Eukaryota; Fungi; Ascomycota; Sordariomycetes; Xylariales; Hypoxylaceae
Product: ankyrin
Exons: 5
Coding region: 104-2605 (833 amino acids)
Molecular function (GO): protein binding
Source: RefSeq, a predicted model, not a curated record